AUGGAGGACACAUCUAGACCCGGAUCCAGGGACCACGAGCGCGACCGUGACCGUGAGCGUCGGCGCCGUCACAGCCCACCAUCAGGUGACGAUAGACGACGCGCUCGCUCGCGAAGUCCGGCGCGUAAGCGCCAGAGGACGACGACACGUUCCCUCUCCCGUGACGGACGUGAUGACGCCGACGAAGAGCACCACCACCACGGUCGCGGACACCACUCGUCGUCGUCUCGCCGGCACAAGCACCAUCGCCACCACCACCACCGUGAGCAUCGCGACCACAGCAGCGCCGGCGCCAACGCUGCUGUCUCGCUCCCGUUUGACGCCAGGCAUCUGAACAAGUCGGACCUGGAAACAUUUCGUCCGCUGUUCGCCUACUUCCUGAGCCUGCAGAAGCAGAUCGAGCUCAGGGAUCUGGACGAGAGGGAGGAGAGGGGCAGGUGGAAGAGUUUUGUGGGGAAGUGGAAUCGGGGUGAGCUGGCGGAGGGGUGGUACGAUCCCGAGAUGUUUGCCAGGGUGACGGAAGAGGAGGAGGGGGAGGAGGAGAUGGGGGGGGGAGGAGGCCCGGGCGAGCAGCCGGAGGGGUCGAGGAGUCCAUCCAUGUCUGUUGAGGAGGAGGAUGUGCACCGUCAUCGCGACGGGGGUGACCGCGAGGAGGCAGAUGAGGAGGACGACUCAGACUACGGCCCUCCACCGCCACCGGGGAUAAGGACGACCGGAGGCAGGAGCAGCCGUCGGGGACCUAGGAUCCCCUCUAUGCAGGACAUCGCCGUGCGUGACGAGAUGCUGCAGGACGACAGGGAGGAGUCGACGCGUCUGCUCCGCGAGGCGCGCAGGGCCGACCGGGCCGUCCAGAAGGAGCGUCUAGAUGACCUCGUUCCCAGGGCGGACCCGGGCUCCCGCGAGCGCAAGCUCGAGAAGCGUCGCGCCGUCAACGACAAGAUGCGCGAGUUCCGAGACAAGAGCCCCGGCGCCGCCGCCGCCGUGGACGACAAGGACCUCAUGGAUCCGGAGGGAGGAGAUGGAGAGGGCUAG
Geosmithia morbida is the source of this 1032-nucleotide messenger RNA. RefSeq lists its product as uncharacterized. The record is from RefSeq and is a predicted model, not a curated record. The transcript is spliced from 2 exons. Bases 1 to 1032 code for a protein of 343 amino acids. NCBI's taxonomy places the organism in Eukaryota, Fungi, Ascomycota, Sordariomycetes, Hypocreales, Bionectriaceae.